CACCCUAAAUUCAAUAUGGUGUUCACCUGUGCAUUUGUGUCAUUGUCUGAGCGAAUGUAUUUGUAUGUCUGUGUUCAGCAACACUACGGACAGAUCCUCAGUCAGUUCCAGGCCAUGUACACCAUUGGAUAUUCCCUGUCUCUUGCGGCGCUAGUGCUGGCGUUGGGCAUCCUGGUGGCCUUUAGGAAGCUGCACUGCAUGAGAAACAACAUUCACAUGAACUUGUUUGCCUCCUUCAUCCUGCGAGCCUCUUCUAUUCUCAUCAAAGAUGCCAUGUUGGAAAGGCCUGAUGACUUCCAUGUUGGUCAGGACAUCACCACUGAACUGGAGGUGGAGUGGCUGGUUAAAAACGAGACGGCGGUCGGCUGCAGGGUUGCAAUGGUGAUGAUGCAGUACAGCAUACUGGCCAACAACUACUGGCUGCUGGUGGAGGGCAUCUACCUGCACAGCCUUCUGGUCGUCACAGUCUUGACGGAGAGGAAUUACUUCGCCAUCUACCAGUGUAUCGGCUGGGGUGCCCCUCUGAUAUUCGUGUUGCCAUGGGUGAUCGUGAAGUACUUGUACGAGAAUGAAGAAUGCUGGGUGCAGAAUAUUAACAUGGAGUAUUGGUGGAUUAUUCGUUCGCCAAUCCUGCUGGCCGUAUUGAUUAACUUUUUCAUCUUCAUACACAUCAUCAAGAUCCUCGUGUCCAAACUGAGGGCGCACCAAAUGAGAUAUUCUGACUACAAGUUCCGGCUUGCUAAGUCAACCCUCACCCUGAUUCCGUUACUGGGGAUCCAUUCGGUCCUGUUUUCAUUUGUUACUGAUGAGUCUACCUCACAUGGUGCUCUAUCCCUGCGCCUCACAAAGCUAUUUAUCGACCUAUUCUUCAACUCCUUCCAGGGGCUGCUGGUAGCCAUCUUAUAUUGCUUCGUCAACAAGGAGGUUCAGUCUGAGAUUCUGAAGAAAUGGAGACGUUGGAAGCUUGGGAGGGACAUAGAGGAGGAGUACCGUCACACCUACAGCCAGUCCCUUCAGAUGAAAAGUGGCAGCAUCAUGGUCCCUCCUUCCAACCUCUCGCGGCUGCCUGAUAUCGCUACCACUACCUCCCGGCUCGGCAGUCCAGAAGAGAAGCAGAUGCUGGUGUCCAACAGCCAGAAUGGUAUGGGUACUGGAUUGCAGUUCACCUCCACACCACAAGAUAGUUCCAUCUGCAGUUCGAUAACAGAGGACAUAGUGAUGGUGGACAGAGGAAAGUGUUGUAGCGUUCAACGGGACAAUGCCAAGAGCAACCUGUGAGCUCCAGAUGUCUUGCAGAAGAAGACCCUUAGCCCAACCACCCUCGCUUCUUCUGGCUGAGGGCCCUGAAGCAAGGAGCAAGAGGCGUGUGAAUGUGUGCGUGUUUGUGUGUGAGUUUGUGAGAGCACUGUCCUCUCUGAUGGACACAUGAUGGACACCCGUUCAUCACGUUACAUGGUGCUCAGUUGACACUGUCCCAGUCAGACAGGAUCAGCGGUGAGCAGAAGGUGGAUAUAUGUUAAAGAUUUGCACAAAUGUACAUGCUAACAAACUCAAUGAUGAAGAACAGAGUCUUACCUCUAGUCUUAUAUUGCUGUCUGUGAUGUUGAUGAUUUAGUAGAGAAACCCCAUUGGGACUGCAGGGUACAAGAGGAACCAUCAAAAGCAAACAUCAACCAAUGCCUCUGGAUGAAUGGAAGAUUAAGAAAGAGAUACACUUAACUGAACUUGUCAAAAAGUUAACUAAACCGGGUAAUGCAUUCCAGAGUGCAUAAGCUCCAUUUGAACCGAAGGAACCCCACAUGAAAAGACCAACUUGGACCUGAAUUUCCAUACAGGUUUAUGCUAAUAUGGUGCCGAUGGACCAGCAAAGCCAAAAAUGGGUGAAGCUGAUUGGUCAAGGACAUUCUGCUGGUUAAGUAAGCAAAGAAGCCUUGUGGUGACACCAACACACCAGCAUUUUUGUUUGCAUAUAUUUUGGAAUCAAUUGACACUUUUGGGUACAUGUAACACGUAAAGCUGUUUUUGUGUAGUUUAAUUAAAACCAUCUUUGUCUUUGUUAGAAAUUAAUUGCCAAGCUAAGGUAUAGAUAUAGACUGAUCAAGUUUCGACAGGUAUUACCCAUGUGCCUUUUUCUGUAGGUCAUAGACCCCAAUAUUAAAACAAAAACAGAAAGAUUCACCUUGCAGAGUAAGUGAAGUACAAAUCAGUCACCCAAUCUUCAGAGGUGAAAGUUGCUUAAAGCAGGUUCUGUAUAGCAAA
This is a messenger RNA of Sinocyclocheilus rhinocerous, 2259 nucleotides long. RefSeq names its product glucagon receptor-like. NCBI's taxonomy places the organism in Eukaryota, Metazoa, Chordata, Actinopteri, Cypriniformes, Cyprinidae. Bases 16 to 1278 code for a protein of 420 amino acids. Gene Ontology annotation, biological process: cell surface receptor signaling pathway; adenylate cyclase-activating G protein-coupled receptor signaling pathway. The record is from RefSeq and is a predicted model, not a curated record. Gene Ontology annotation, cellular component: plasma membrane. Gene Ontology annotation, molecular function: peptide hormone binding; glucagon receptor activity. The transcript has 9 exons.